This is a messenger RNA of Belonocnema kinseyi, 3067 nucleotides long. RefSeq lists its product as uncharacterized. The record is from RefSeq and is a predicted model, not a curated record. Gene Ontology annotation, molecular function: zinc ion binding. The transcript has 6 exons. Lineage: Eukaryota; Metazoa; Arthropoda; Insecta; Hymenoptera; Cynipidae. Bases 134 to 2104 code for a protein of 656 amino acids.
UGGUAGCGCUGUAAACCAAUGUUUUUAUUUACGUUGUGUUGUGUAUGAUAGUGCAAAGAUUCUAUGUAAACAUGUAAAUAUUUUAAAAAUAUUAUUUAUAUUGGAUGUUGAUUUUAAUAAAAAGGCCACAAAAAUGAAGGCAGGAGAUCGCUUUAAAUCAUACGACGAAUUGCAAAGUGCCAUUCACGCAUAUGAAUUGCAAAAUUUCGUUUUACUCUGGAAAAGAGAUUCUAGAACGAUUGCGAAUGCUCGAACACGAAAAAAAAUUAAACCCUGCCUAAAAUACGAAGAGCUAAAAUACACGUGCAUACAUGGUGGUAAAAACUUCCACUCUAAAGGAAUGGGUAGCCGAGAAAUAAGAUCUUAUAAACAAAAAUGUCCAAUGAUGAUGCGAUUUAGAGUUUCAAGAAAUGGCAAAAGCCUCGAGGUCAAACAAAUAAUUGAAACCCAUAAUCACGAAGUAAACGAGACAUGGUUUAAAAACUAUUACCCAAAAAGAAAACUCAGAUCAGAAACAGAAACUGAGAUCCUAGACAAAUUUAAAAAUAAAUGUCAGAAAGAAAAAAUACAUUUGAAAAAAUCUAAAAAGACUGGAAAAGUAAUAAGCUUCAAAGACCUGAAAAACACCAAAGCAAAAUUAAGAAAGAGAGAAAAAAAUCUAAAGAGGCUUACUGCAAAUAUUUUAGAAAAACACGGUGGGACCGUUAGUCUGUACCGAGAUGAGAAAGGAAAUUUUAAAGGUCUCUUCAUACAAAACGAAAACAUGAAAUCAAUUGUCUCUGCGUAUCCAGAAUUUCUGGCAUGUGAUGCAACACACAAAAAGAAUAAUGUAGACCUCCCUCUGUACAUCAUGUUAACAGAAGACGGUAUCUGUCAAAGUCACAUUGUUGGCAUUGGGUUGUUGGUUUAUGAAGAUAAAUAUAGUCUUUCAUGGCUGUUUCGUACAUUUAAACAAGAGAACCCAAUCACUGCAUCCAGAUUAAAGUGGAUUAUUACAGAUAAGCACAUGACGGAACGAAACGUCAUUCGUGAAAUAUAUCCGCAUAUCUCUCUCAUUAGUUGUAUCUUUUAUGUAUUACGAACAUUUCGACGUGACAUCGUGAAAGAAAAACUAGGUAUAAAAAAUGUUGAAAUAGCGCUCAGCUUAGACUAUAUAGAGCAGUUGGCUGGCGCGCGAACGGAUGCGGUGUUUAAAAUACUAGAGGAUGAAUUCCGAGAAUCUGUGCCAAAAUCUGUUAUUGCCUACUAUGACGAGAAUUGGAAGAAUUGCCGAGAUGAAUGGAACGUAAACGAAAAUUUCAUAAAAUGUAAUUUUAUGAGUAAUACAAUCAAAAGACUAGAAAAAACAAACGGUGUCAUUCAAACAGCAGGAGAUAAGGACAGUGAUCUAGAAACUUUUAUUGACAACUUAUUUGAGACAAUUUAUCUUCUAAAUAAUAAAAAAGAACAUUCUGCAAUUCACUCAAUGCAAAAGCCAUUAUAUAACAAAUUUCCGGAAGAGAGCGAUGAGUAUAAAUUCCACAACCUCUUGACUGCACAAAGUGCUAAAUUGGUUUUAAACGAAAUUGAAUGUUCGCAGAAGGAAACAAUAACUUGCAUGGAUGAUGGUUCCAACUACUUCUCAAAAAACUCGUAUGCAACAGUAAGGGUUACAACUGAAAAAUGUACCUGCCAAUUUUACGUGGCAAUGCUCUUACCUUGUCGGCACAUCUUUGCUUUGAGAAAAAAAUUGCAAUUACCACUGUAUAGUGAGACUUUAAUAUUAGAAAGGUGGAGAAAAAACUACUACUUAAAAAGUCACAUAGCCUUCAAAGCUUAUCGAGAAAAAGAAACAGAUCGUGUAGAAUCAACCAAAUCUAUCUCAUCGGUCCCACUGUCAUUUGCAGAUAAACGAAAACAACUUCUUUCAAAAACGAAUGCACUAGCUGAGUUAGGAGCUCUGCGUUCAAAUGACCUAUUUCAAUUAAGAGAACAGGCUCUUGAAACUUUAAUAAACAUGUGGAAGAACGGAAUUGAAGUAAAAAUAAGUCCUCUUGAAGUAGUUACUACAGAAAUUAAAUUAGAAGAUUUUCCAAUGCUUCCAACAUCUACGAAUAAAAGCUAGCAAAGCCUUAAUUCCAUGUCAAAUGAUAGAUUAAUAGAAAUAGUCAUAACUGAGAAGAAGAAAAGCUAUUCCUGGAGAAACAGUACAAUAAAAAGUGAACCACGUAAAACAUUAAAUGUUCUGUAGAAUUAGAAAAUUUGCAUUAAUUUUUUAAUGUUUUUAUUAAAAAUUUUAUCAUCGGAACAUUUGAUAAAAAUGCUUGUUUUUUUAUUUUAUCACCAAAAGGUUAAUAUGUGUUUCACAGUAAUGUAUUAUAGGAAUCAUUUUACUUACAUAUAUAUUGUUAGGUACUUAUAUUGUAUUGUAUAUAUUAUAGGGACUUCUAUUUUAUUUUGAAAAUCUGGCUGAAAAAUAUCUUUACUUUGGAAUUCCAUGAGACAUUACAAAAAUUUUAAUUAUAAAAUGAAAAAUAUUGAUUAACUAAUAAUUAGCAACGACUUCUCGUAUUACUGACGUCACACCAGUUACAACAGCUGCUAUUCCUAGAAUUUUGUCCAGUUUUAUAAAUUAAAUUCAAAACGAUUUAAACAUACUGUUUAUUAAUUUCAUGCAAAGAAAAACUUAGUUUAACGGCCUCUACCAGAUGCAAUAAUUAUUUAUCCCAUUCAUGGCACAUUCAAAUUCUCUACAUAUUUUGAUAGUAAUAUGUUUCAUUUCGAUUAAUUGUAAGCCUAAAUUAAUUGAAGAUUUCAAAAAUCGAAUAAUAAUUGACUGUUGAAAAGUUAAGACUCAAAAAUUCUAAGUCUGUUCAAGUUAAACGAUAAAUCAAUUACAAUGGAAAUGAGAAGGAUUCUAAUAUUGAACAUUUGAACUUAAAUUGCAGAAUAAAAAAUGUUUUAAGCUUUCAUUACAAAAAUUUGGAAUUUAGGGAAGUGUUCUGCCUUUAUGCCUUCGACUGAUUUAAUUUGUAUCCAUUACUUACUGUAUAUAUUACUUAAAAAUACAACAUUUUGAUAUUUAAAA